CCAUAGAUCUUCCAAUUGGGGAAAUUUGAGAAUUGAGGGAAAAAUUUUGAACGACAAAAACCCUAAACCCCGAGACUCUCUCUCUCCAAGUAAAGCAGCGAAGAUGGUAAUGCUGACUUAUUAGCCAGCGUUCUGAGAUUCAUCUACUAAUAAACUGGUAUGCAACAUAUUCCUUCUCCCUAGGAUUCUUAUUCCCGUUUCAGUUUUCUUCUUCUUUCUCGCCAACCAAACGGAGCCAGAAAUAUAUACCCAAACCUAUCCGAACCACUUGCCGCUGAAAGGGUACCGGGGGGGGGGGGGGGGGGGGGGGGGGGGGGGGGGGGGGGGGGGGGGGGGGAAUGCCAUAGAAUUAAGCGUUGAGUCUUGCAGUUUUGGGGUUUAGGACUCGAAAAUUGGUAUAUUAGGGUGGAAAGAAUCCACUCACUGAAGUUGGGGAACUGAAUGAAGCCAAAUGCAUUUACUUUUGGUUUGGAUCUUGAAUGGGUUAAGGCCAAAUGCAUUCACUUUUGGUGGUUGGUUAGAAAUGAAGUGAAGUCGAUUUAAGCAUAAAUUUUUUCUUUUUUAUCAAUCACCGAAGCAAAAGAUUAGCAUUAAAUAACUACCGAAUGAAAAUCUUUUGCCCUCAAAAAGAAAUAUUGUAGUCAACGUAUCAGAAUAGUAUUCAUUCCCCAUAUUGACCUGCCAGAAAUCUGAAGAAUUUGGAAGGGCCCCUACCCUAUCAUGAACUCCUUGUUUCGUGCAUGUACUGCGACUAUUCUAUCAAGAACAGGUGAUUUUGUUGCAAGGAAUUCAUUUUGGGGAUUCUCUGUUCCCUCCUGGAAAGUAAGAUCCGAGCAUCCCAGUAUUAGAACUGUUAAUUUGGGACUUCGGUUGACAAUAUUUCGUGUUCAAUGCUACUCACCUCAUAUGGGAGGUCGAGGUAAGUCUCGUUCACGUAAAUUGGAUUCUAAACCGUUUAUGGAUGAAGAGAAGAAUGCUUUCUUUGUUGUGCGGAAGGGGGACAUUGUUGGCAUUUACAAGAACCUUAGCGACUGUCAAAUUCAAGUUGGAUCUUCGAUAAGCGAUCCUCCUGUCAGUGUGUACAAAGGAUACUCUAUGCCUCAGGACACUGAGGAAUAUCUUCUAUCUCGUGGGCUUAAGAAUGCUCUCUAUUCCAUUAGAGCUGCCGAUUUGAAAGAGGAUCUUUUUGGCCCGCUUGUGCCUUGCCCAUUUCAGCAACCACCUUCUUCCAUAGUUGAAACUCCAAGCAAGGAUCUGCCAGCAAAGAGGUCACAUGAAGUGCUGGGAGCAGAAACUAUGGAAGUAAUUGCAUCAACAUCUAUUGCAAUUGAUCCCUCAAGAAAGCAUAUCAAGCGUUCUUGUAUUCUUGAGUUUGAUGGUGCUUCAAAAGGAAAUCCUGGGCAAGCUGGUGCUGGAGCUGUGCUGCGAGCUGAUGAUGGAACCGUGAUUUGUAGAUUACGUCAAGGUUUAGGCAUAGCAACCUGCAAUGCUGCUGAAUAUCGAGCCAUACUUCUAGGGAUGAAAGAAGCACUCAAGAAAGGUUAUACAAAUAUUCGCGCUGUGGGGGACUCAAAACUUGUGUGUUUGCAGGUUCAGGGUAUAUGGAAGGUAAAAAACCAGAACAUGUCUGAGUUGCAUGGGGAGGUGAAGAAACUGAAGGAUAAGUUUCUUUCUUUUGAGAUAAGUCAUGUACUGCGGAAUUUGAACUCCGAGGCUGAUGCUCAAGCGAACUUAGCUACUCAUCUUGCUGACGGCCAAAUAGAGGAGGAGAUUGGAUAGUAGUUCCAAAUAAAAGCAGGCCAGUGGAUGUGUACAUAAUUCUUUUGCCUUGUUCUCUGAGCAACAUUUGUUCCCAGGAAGGCGAAACAAUUAUUCAGGUUUGACCUCUGGGAAAAGCACGAUGAAGCUCCCAACAGGGAGAGGCAGAUAAUGUCAAUCAUUCCAUCUCUGAAGCCGAAGCAUUUGUCUUACUGAAAAGCAUCUGUCAAACAGGAGAUUGCUCCAUUAAGGUCUCUUACAUAAAAGUACAUUUAUCUUGGGAUAUAUAUAUCUUACAUUCAAUUUUUUAUUGGAGCCCUGUUUGAAUUUGUUUCCACUUGGCCAAGCUUCUCUUUCUACUUCUCCUGUGCCCCCUUCUUGUUUAAACUUAAAAGGAAUACUACUUGCAUAUUAAUUCAAGCUUGGGACUUCUGGAAA
Messenger RNA from Diospyros lotus (date-plum), 2196 nucleotides. RefSeq lists its product as uncharacterized. The coding region runs from base 721 to 1779 and encodes 352 amino acids. The transcript is spliced from 9 exons. Gene Ontology annotation, molecular function: nucleic acid binding; RNA-DNA hybrid ribonuclease activity. The record is from RefSeq and is a predicted model, not a curated record. NCBI's taxonomy places the organism in Eukaryota, Viridiplantae, Streptophyta, Magnoliopsida, Ericales, Ebenaceae.